AUGGAAGCAAAAAGUAUAAUUUCGGAAGAUUUGUUGGAAUCCUCUUCAUCGUCAGACGAGGAGGACAUGUAUCCAUUAUUAUUGGAACGAAAGUACUUGCCGCGAGUUAAAAAUUUUGUUGAAAAUGUUAUUUAUCAGUAUUCCCCAAAUGAUUUUAAAAAAAAUUUGCGACUUACCCGAGAAAGCGCACAAUACCUGAUAGAAAGAUAUUCUAACUGGUAUUUGGUAAGAACGUAUCAAGGAGGAAGAAAGCAAACAAGUGUAGAAACACAAAUUCUUUCAUUUUUGUGGUUUAGUGGCAACAAAACAACCUUUAGAGAGGUGGCAAAUGUGUUUGACAUAUCAUUAUCAAAUCUUCAUAAUUCUUUCCAACAAGUUUUAAAAUUUUUAUUGGAUGAAAUAGCUCCUGAAGCUAUAAAAUUUCCGCAAACUACAAUGGAAAAAGAAGUUAUUUCCAAUGAUUUUCAACAGAUAUCUGGUUUCCCAAAUGUUUUAGGGGGCAUAGAUGGAAGCUAUAUAUCUGUUAGAACUCCUAAACACAAAAUCCGUUCUACAUACGCAAAUAGACAUGAUAGAGUGUCAAUAACUCUGCAGGGCAUCUGUGAUUCGAAGCUGCGUUUUUUAGACGUAUAUACAGAAGUUCCAAGUAAAGAAUUACAAAAUUUAUGUGCACCAAAUUACCAUUUAUUGGGAGAUUCAGCUUAUCCACUAAGGGAAUACCUUUUAACACCAUUCCGUGAUUAUGGCAAUUUGAGUGACUCCGAAAAAAACUAUAAUUUGAAAUUUUGCCAGUCACGUGUCAAAAUUGAGAAUGCGUUUGGUGUUCUUAAAAGUCGCUUUCGACAAUUGAUGCGACUUGAUUUCCAUAAUGUGGAAACAAUGGCACAAUUUGUAAUUGCAACUUGCGUCCUCCAUAACAUUUGCAUCGAAAAAAAUCAUUUGUUCAAUAAAGAAUUAUCUAUCAAUGAAAUACAUAUAAAUUCCGAGCAUAACGACGAUGAUAGACGUGAUAGAUUGUUACGCAGAUGGGACAAACGAAAAGAAAUGAAAUUAAAGCCCUUUUGUAUAAUUCAACAAGAUAAAUAA
Lucilia cuprina (Australian sheep blowfly) is the source of this 1086-nucleotide messenger RNA. Its product is annotated as putative nuclease HARBI1. NCBI's taxonomy places the organism in Eukaryota, Metazoa, Arthropoda, Insecta, Diptera, Calliphoridae. The coding region runs from base 1 to 1086 and encodes 361 amino acids. The record is from RefSeq and is a predicted model, not a curated record. The transcript has 5 exons.